Dalotia coriaria is the source of this 2011-nucleotide messenger RNA. RefSeq names its product 1-Acylglycerol-3-phosphate O-acyltransferase 1 (gene Agpat1). The record is from RefSeq and is a predicted model, not a curated record. The transcript is spliced from 6 exons. Gene Ontology annotation, biological process: phosphatidic acid biosynthetic process. Gene Ontology annotation, molecular function: 1-acylglycerol-3-phosphate O-acyltransferase activity. Gene Ontology annotation, cellular component: membrane; endoplasmic reticulum. Lineage: Eukaryota; Metazoa; Arthropoda; Insecta; Coleoptera; Staphylinidae. The coding region runs from base 230 to 1042 and encodes 270 amino acids.
CGCUACAAACAUUCGAAAAGUGUUUUUUUAUUGAAAUAAAAUUUAAAGUUAUUAGAGGGGUUGGUGGUGUUUGUGGAGAGUGCGCGAUGACCGAAGGAAGUGCGUGACGCAGCGACAGGCCUGAAUCCGAUUAAUGGUGUGCGUCGUUGGUGCGUGUGUUAUCCCAGCGGAUCCAAGCUGGUUAAUUUAAGUUGAGGAGGGUGAGGAAUCAUCAUCAGCGAGGCGAAAGAUGAGCGCGUCGUACUUUGAGAUCUUCUUCGCUGCGUUUAUCCUGGUGCUGCCUUUCCUAUAUGAAUCGAGUCAGACCUUUCGGUUCUACGUCAAGUUCUUUGCGUAUUACAUAAUCGUCUCCUUUAAUGCCGUCUUCUUUAUACCGGUGUUUGCGUUCAGGCCGAAGAAUGUCAGGAAUUUAGUUGUGGCGUCGCACAUUUGCAAGUUUAUCUCGCCUCUGCUCGGAUUGAAAUGGAUAAUUCGCGGGCGCGACAAUUUGGAAAAGGAGCGAGCUUGCAUUAUUGUUGCAAACCAUCAAAGUUCCUUGGAUGUACUAGGCAUGUUCGAUAUCUGGCCGAUCAUGGACAAGUGCACGGUGGUCGCCAAGAAGGAAUUAUUCUACGCGUGGCCUUUUGGCCUUGCCGCCUGGCUCUGCGGGCUGAUAUUCAUAAAUCGCGUGAAUUCGGGCAAGGCACGUGAAGCCAUGAACACUGCGGGUGAAAUUGUCAAAGAAGGAAAGAUAAAACUAUGGGUUUAUCCCGAGGGCACGCGGCACAAUACCGGAACUAUUCACUCCUUUAAGAAAGGUGCUUUCCAUCUUGCCAUAACUGCGCAACUUCCGAUUUUACCUGUGGUCUAUAGCCAAUACUAUUUUUUGGAUGAGAAGAAACGUGUUUUCAAUCAAGGGAAAAUAAUUAUUACAACAUUGGAGGCAAUCCCAACCGAAGGAUUGACACUGGACGACUUGGAGGAUUUGAUGGAUCGGACGCAUAGCGCAAUGAGCAAGGUCUUCGACGAAGCCAACAAGGAAGUGCAUCAAAUUUGCUCCUAAAUAUUCUCUAGGCAGCUAAAACCGCCCACGGGCGUCUCAUUCCUCAACCCUUAAACUCUCACCAAAUGUGCUAGUCAUUGAGUUAUUAGGGCAGCCAAGUGCAAAUUUCGAAAAAAUCUAACCCCAAACAUACCAAACAGAUACACAUAUAAGAUGUACUAACUUGUGCGAAAUUUGUCGUUUAGUUUUAUACUUAGAUGAAUAACUGAUGACAACUAUCAACCAAUUUGAUUACGCCUAGUAUUCUAACAAAAAUGCUCGCAGGCAAACAAAGAUAUACAAUAUGUAGGCGUAAAUUUUACAUGAAGACAUAAUAAGACAUAAAGUAUUAUAGCAAAAGUUACAAGAAAAAGUCAAAAUGGCGGGGCGCACGCAAUGAUUAUUGUUAUAUUAGUUAAUCUUAUAUAAUUCUUUGUACUUUUACUUGGUUUCUCAGUGUUUGACCAAGAUUUUUGACGUUGGUAAUAAUUUAUUUUUUUUAUGUAUGUGUAAACAAGUUCCGUGUAGUUUUGUAAUUGGUGCGCUCAGAUAUACGAUUUUUGCUGAAAAUUUAUGACGAAGGACGAAGGAAAAAGGAAAAUGUUGUGAUAUUUGAUGCAAGUUCGGAGAUAAUGUGACGAUGAAAGUGAAUCAAGUCACUGGACACGUGACUUUACUCGAUAGUCAAUAAUUUAUUACGUUUAACUAAAAUUUCAAAAACUACAAAAAUAACCACGUGCAUUGCAAAUAGAUGUUACGCAACGAUUACAAUAUUAUUCAGAUUGUGCAGAUCGGCGAAAGGGAAUCAGAAACAAGUCAGAAUAGACACGUUGUAAAUAUUAUUGAUAAGUUCAAAUUGAAAGGAUAAAUGAUACAAACUGUAAUUACAUAUUAUGCUAUUGAUCGAUUGAAAGUUAUUAUUAUUCUAGUGUGUAAUAAAGUAAUUAUCAUUAAAAAAAGAAAGAAUUAAAUUUGAAAACUUUUAAAAAA